Molecule: messenger RNA, 3057 nt
Organism: Glossina fuscipes
Lineage: Eukaryota; Metazoa; Arthropoda; Insecta; Diptera; Glossinidae
Product: tetratricopeptide repeat protein 14 homolog
Exons: 10
Coding region: 127-3036 (969 amino acids)
Molecular function (GO): protein binding
Source: RefSeq, a predicted model, not a curated record
AAUUGUUCGAAAAAUCUAUAUUUUCAGAAAACUUAAAGGAAUCUCCGAAAAAAUUGAUGGUGAAUAUUGUACGAUAUUAGCGUUAAUUACAAAUUUCUAUUGAUUUCAGUUAAAGAAAUUAAUAAAAUGGAUGUCGAUUUGAUUAAGAAGGCGUUAUGUUUUCAUGGUAAACCAAUGCAAAAAAUAUGGGACGACGAAAGGGGAGCUGGUGAUUUGCAGAAAAUGGGUGUGCCCGAAGAUGGAAAUUAUUCGAUUUACAUGGAAAGGCAAAAAUAUUUUACAUUUCAGGAUCGUGCUAAACGUUUAAAAUUGCAUCAAUUUUUGGCCCGUAAAGCCCCGGAUUUGUAUGAUAAUGAUUUACUAAAAAUGUAUUUACUAAGAGGGUCCGCUUUAACGACGGAGGAAAGAGAAAAAGCAAAAUUUUUCGUGGCGCGAGUACCCUCCUAUGAAAUUGUUAUGCCCCAUAAGCAAGACAAAACGAAAAUAUUACGACGCGUCUUAGAGUCAUUACAACCCGGCGAUAUUAUAUACGCAAUAGUGAUACGUUCGAAAAGCUCCAUAUCUUCAGCACCCAUUGUAGUUAAACCUCUAUGCACUGGUGAGCCUUGCGUUCAUAUAUUGAGAGAUUCCAAUAUAAAGGCAAUUAUCCCAAACCAAUUGGUUGGUACUUUGCCGUUAGAUAAAUUAGGUAAACCUCGUUCCAUUUCUACUAAUGAUUACCUUUGCUGCGAAAUGGUGGAAUUCUCCAUAGAUGCUGAUCGUAUGACUUUAAGUUUGGAACACACCAUUGGCAAACACAAAAAUGCUAAAUUAGGCAUAAUAAGCCAGGACGAGUUGCCCUUAAUUUAUCGCAAAACCGUCGAUAAUACCUUAGAUAAAUAUGAAGAAUGUAUUCGAAAAGCCAAGGAAUUUGAAAAUCCUAAUUGCAAAAUUCUGUAUAUAAUGAAUGGUUUAGUUAUCAAUGACACUUUCUCUGUGAUGAGGUCUUUAAAAUGCGAAUUUCCCCGCCCAGAAUAUGCGAAAGAACUAAGACAAAUCCAAGCCAGUAAAUGGGCUUUUAGAUCUGUAGCCGAAGGCAUCGAAUACUUUAAAAUUGGCCAGCAUGUGGAAGCGUUCCAAUGUCUCAAUCGAGCUUUAAACAUAGAUCCACGCAACGUCGAGGGUUUGGUGGCUAGAGGCGCCUUAUACGCUAACAAAGGUUCGUUUCUAAAAGCCGUAGAGGAUUUCGAGAAGGCUUUAAAAUUAAACGCUUACCAUGUAAACGCACGCAAAUAUAUGGGUGAAACAUUGGUGGCUUUGGCCCGGAGUUACGAGGAAGAUAACCGUAUACAAGAUGCUGCUAAAGCUUAUCGCGACUGUUUAAAUAUUAUACCCAAUCACGAACAGGCUCGCCUAUCGCUAGAAGUUAUACAGCAAAGGACCGGAGCUUCAAUAGAACCAUUAUCAAUUCCCGUCUAUGACAGUUCUCAUAAUGUUUCAGAAAGUGAAAAACUUGCGCAAAAACAAAGAGCUAGUCCGCCUUCAUUGUCAAGUAAUGAAUCAAACGCCACCGAAUCCAGCUCAGCCUCAGGAUCUGACAGUUCCGAUAUCCCACAUACUUCAACAUCAAAAAAGGAUAGAUCUUUAUCGCCGCUUAGCAAGAAAAUGGUUUUGCACAGUGCCUCUUUGGAGAAUAGCAAUAAACAACCAAAAUUCAAUCAACCGUUCUACAUGACUCAAACCGUUAGCUCUACCGUUAUACCCAACGAGUUCAAGCUGGAUGAAGAUGAUACUGAGACCCGUGUGCGCAAACUUUUACACGAAGCUUCCAAGCAUAAAAAAGAAAAGAAAAAAUCAAAAAAGAAAAAAAGUAAGAAAUCAAAAAAAAGCUCGAGCAAAAACAAAGAAUCAUCAAAUAUUUUGGAUAAAAUUAACCUCGAGGAAGCUUACAAAUUUUUAGGCAGCGGCUUACAUUUAGAAAGUAAACUUAAUGAAAAUCUUAAACUUUAUGAACAAACCAUAGCUGAAAUCAAGAAAAGACAAGAACUUUUGGAACAAGCCCAGCAAAUAACUAACAACGCAGCAGCAAUUCCUACUAUUGCUGCUGAUACAGCGGUGAAGAAACGUGAAAAGUCUGAAACACCGCCGCCAAGGGCACCAUCUAUGCGCAUAUGCAGCAAUGACGUGACUCCAUCGUCUGCAAAAUCAACGACCUCAACAUCGAGUUUUAAAAUCAUGGGGUUUGGCAAAACACAAGUACCACCGCCACCGCCAUCUAUUAAGCCGGAACCGGCCAAAUUUUCUUUUCAGAUCAAAAAACCAGUUAAGGUCGACAAGUUUGGUUUGGUGCGUUUGGCUACACCAGCUUUGCCUAAAAGUCCCACGCUAUCGCCUGAACGGAGUUCACGUUCGCGUCAUCGCAGUCGUAGUGGUGGACGGCGAAAAUCGCGUUCACAUUCACCGUCGUCGCGAGAACGACGCAGUUCAAGAUACCGACGGCCACGCUCUACAACGCGUUCCCGUUCAUUUUCUCCCUAUAACAAACACCGUUACAGGUCAAGCCGAAGGCGUAUUUCGCGUUCCUUUUCGCGUUCGCGUUCACACUCGCGUCCACAAACUAAGUCUGUAAGACGCCGCGGUGGCGACUAUCGGCGUUCUCCCUCACCAUUUGUACCCAGGGGGACCCCAUCUCCGCGCAGCCGCCACAGACGUUCACCAUCGACGCGUCGCUCCCAUAGAUAUCGAAGACAUAUUUCACGUAGUCCUUCACAUAACCAUUUGCAACCCGCACGCCACACCAAUCGCACUUGGCAACGUCCAGGGUACAAUCCACUUAAGUCGUCAUCAUCAUUCACAUCAAAUUCCAGUAGUAACAAGAAUUCAUCGAACAAAUCAUCAAGUGAACUUUGGUCUCAUGAUAAAUUUGAGGACAAAAAUGAUGGGCCAUCCAUUGAGGAAAUCGAUGAAAUUAUCAAUCGCGCACAAAAAGAACGUAAGGAAGAAAUUAUUAAACGUGAUAAAAAUAUACUCAAAAAAUCGAGCACUGGUAACUUUUGAAAAAAAUUAAAGCAAAAUAAA